Messenger RNA from Danio aesculapii, 1740 nucleotides. It is a transcript of the gene ccn4b, whose product is annotated as cellular communication network factor 4b. Gene Ontology annotation, biological process: signal transduction; cell adhesion. Gene Ontology annotation, cellular component: extracellular region; extracellular matrix. The record is from RefSeq and is a predicted model, not a curated record. NCBI's taxonomy places the organism in Eukaryota, Metazoa, Chordata, Actinopteri, Cypriniformes, Danionidae. Gene Ontology annotation, molecular function: integrin binding; heparin binding. The transcript is spliced from 5 exons. Bases 168 to 1238 code for a protein of 356 amino acids.
CUUCCAGCAUCUGACGGACACACACAGACAGACAGACUGACGUAAAGCAGAGCGGAGUGCUGCUGAUCGGCAGAUCCGCGCGUGUCUCUCAUCGACGACCGCUUGUGGAUUGUACCUGUAGCAAACUACAUUUCUUGUUUCAAUGUAUUUCUCUCAGGAAUUUAGUAAUGUGGAGACUCCUGUCGUGGAUUCUUUUGACAUCCAGUUUGCACCAGGCCAGUUUCCACAACUCCACAGACUCUCCUCUUAUGACCACAGAAUUGGACCCUUAUAACCGAAAUCGAUACUGUAAAUGGCCGUGUAAGUGUCCCAAGAGUGCCCUUGUUUGCCCACAUGGGGUCAGUCUGUUGACAGAUGGAUGUGACUGCUGCAAGGCUUGUGCCAAGCAGGCAGGAGAGACCUGUAAUGAGAAAGAUAUCUGUGACUAUCAUAAAGGACUUUACUGUGACUACAGCGCUGACAAGCCGAGGUACGAAAAAGGAGUGUGCGCAUAUGUUAUGGGCACAGGCUGUGAGUAUAAUGGUGUGAUAUACCGUAAUGGCCAAAGCUUCCAGCCCAAUUGUAAAUACCGCUGUCUGUGUGUAAAUGGGGCGAUUGGAUGUGUGCCUCUAUGCACUGAUUCAUUGCCACCGCGAGUCUGGUGUCAGUCGCCCAAACGAGUGAAGAUCCCAGGCCAAUGCUGCGAAAAAUGGAUCUGCGAAGAGUCCCGUAAACCACGAAAGACCAACCCCAGACAUGCCCCCGCAGAAGUGUCCACUAAUGAUAUUUGGCACAACAACUGCAUUGCCCAGACUACCCCGUGGAGUCCCUGCUCAAAGACCUGUGGACGGGGCGUUUCACUGCGCAUCUCUAAUGAAAAUGCUGGCUGUGUGAUGGAGAAAGAGUCUCGACUCUGUAACCUCCGACCCUGUGAGGUGGACAUCACCAAACACUUCAGACCAGGUAAAAAAUGCCUGAACAUCUACCGCGAGCCAGACUUUCAGAACUUCACCAUCUCAGGCUGCAUCAGUAAGAAGGCCUAUUGGCCUAAAUACUGUGGUGUCUGCACCGAUGAGCGCUGCUGCAUCCCCUACAAGUCCAAAACCAUCGAGGUGGAGUUUGAGUGUCCAGAUGGAGCACUUCUCAUCUGGAAAUACAUGUGGAUCAACGCCUGCUUCUGCAACCUCUCCUGCAGGAAUCCAAAUGAUAUUUUUGAAGAUCUGGAGCAGUACUAUGAGUUUAAUGAGAUUGUUAACUAGUUUACAAAGAGCCAAGUGCAGUCUCUUUAUAUGGGAUCCUUGUGCUCAUAUUUGUAUUCCAUGAAAAGCAUCAGUGACACUAACAGGGAUGCUCUAGUCCAGGGGUAUCCAAACUCUGUCCCAGAGGGCCGGUGUCCUGCAAAGUUCAGUUCCAACCCCUAUCAGACUCACCAGGGCUAAUUAAUCAAGCUCCUAGGCUUUCUAGAAACAUCCUUGCAGGUGUGUUGAGGCAAGUUGGAGCUAAAAUCUGCAGGACAACGGCCCUUCAGGACAGAGUUUGGACACCCCUGCUCUAGAAAGAAUCAUUCAAUGUUAAUUAGAGAUCAUUUCAGAUGAUUUAUGAAUGAACAUCAACACUGUUACUCAUAUUGAGAAAACUUGUAAAGUAACGUCAGUAUGUUAAAAGAGGAUUCUAAUGCAUGCAUAAUGGAAGAUUUAUGUUAAAUUUGAGAAGUAUUACAUUUAAGAUGUUUUGUAGACUUACUGCUACUGCCAAGUUCCC